AACGACAGAAUUAUAGAUUAUAGAUUUCCAAUAAAUUAUACAUACAGUUACAAUGAUACAUAGAUCAUACAUUAAAAAUGACAAGUGUCAGACAAAACGACAAGAGCACAGAUAUCAUCGAUCGAGACACGCAUUGAAGUGUGCUAGCUGGAAGUCGGUGAUGACUUUUCCUUCUCCCAAGUAGCUCCCAACUACACAAACAUGACAGACUACGCCGAAGAGCAAAGAAAUGAAUUAGAAGCCAUCGAGUCAAUUUACCCGGACUCUUUUACAGUGUUUUCAGAGGAUCCCAUCAGCUUCACGAUCACGGUAACAUCUGAUGCUGGGGAGAACGGGGAAACUGUGGAAGCCACUUUGAAGUUCACCUACGUGGAGAAAUACCCUGAUGAGCCCCCGCUGUGGGAGGUCCACUCCCAAGAGAACCUGGAGAACAGCGAUGUGGAGGGUAUCCUCACUUUGCUACAGCAACAGGCGGAAGAAAACCUGGGAAUGGUGAUGAUUUUCACCCUGGUGACAGCUGUGCAGGAGAAACUCAAUGAAAUCGUGGACCUGAUAAAGAACAGAAGAGAAGAGGAGAAAAUGCGGAAAGAGCGGGAGGCAGAGGAAGCAGAGAAGGUGGCGUUCCAGGGCACGGUGGUAACCAUUGAGAACUUCCUGGCAUGGAAAGCUGCCUUUGACCUGGACAUGGCCGAGUUGCAGAGGAAAAAACAGAAAGAGGAGGAGCAAUCGGGCAAAGCAAAACUCACUGGCAAACAGCUGUUUGAGAGAGACCACAACCUGGACACAUCAGACAUCCAAUUUCUGGAAGACGCUGGAAACAACGUGGAGGUGGAUGAAUCCUUGUUUCAGGACAUCGACGACUUGGAUCUGGAGGAUGACGACCCUGACUUUGACCCUUUAGAGAUGGGCAGUGAUGAGGACUAAAGCUGAGAGGACUGACGAAACGCGUGGAAUACGAACCAGACGCCAUUUUUUAUUUUUAUUUUGAAGACACGAGCAUCUGUUGGAAUAUAAGCACACAUGAUGUUGAAUCCAUGUUCCAUUUGCUGGCAAUGCUGGCUGUGCACGUGCACAUCCUUCAGUGACAAACCAGUUGAUUAGAUUAAACGUUUUUAAUCACCCGACAGCCCCAGUGAGUUCACAUUGUCCGUGACAAGAAGAGCAGUGGAAAAAAAAAAAUGUACAAGUUGUGCAUUUCUCCGGCCGUUCCAACCUGAAGACGCUCAUACUAACAUUUUUCCACAUCCCAAAACAUUCACGCUUUUACAGAAAUCCCACAUUUUCUGUGCAGCGUUCCAGUUGCGCUUCGCCUCUUCGGCAUUCACACGCCUUUUCAUGGCAGAAAUGGCCUGCUCUGGUUUGACAUGUUACUCAGUGGAUCAAAAUAGCAAAAAAAAAAAUCACAGAAAUAAUAAACAAUAUACUAUCCCAGUUUUGCUCACAUGGACACUGACACACACCACAUUCAUGUCUUAUUUUCUCUUAUGUCAACUGUAUUGGCUCAUACGAGUGUAAAGGUGACUAUAGGGGUGUUAUUUCAUGUCUAGAGGGCUCUAAUGACGUUAAAACCUGUAUUUAGAAGAUUGUAAGCAGGUUUUCUAUGUCUUAUUUUCUCUUAUGUCUGCUAUAUUGGGUCAUAGGAGCGUAAAGGUGGCUGCGGGGUGUUAUUCCACGUCUGGAGGGCUCUUAAUUCUGUUCAUCACAUUUAGAAGGUGGCAAACAGGUUUUAUAGCUCAUAUUUUCUCUUACAGUAUGUCUACUAUAUUGGGUAAUAGGAGUGUAAAGGUGACUAUAGGGGUGUUAGUUCAGGUCUACAGGGUUCUAAUCAUGUUAAACACCACAUUUAGAAGGUGGUAAAGAGGUUUUCUAUGUCUUGUAAGUUUUAGUUUCUCAUUACUGUAUGUCUACUAUAUUGGUUAACGGGAGUGUCAACAUGACUGUAGGGGUGUUAUUUCAUGUCUAGAGGGCUCUGAUAAUGUUAAAAAGCGUAUUUAGAAGGUGGUAAGCAGGGUUUCUAUGCUGUGCCGAUGAAAAUACUCCAUUCAUACUUGGCAUACUUGACAUUCAUUUAUCAGGGUUGGGUGUGGAAUCAAUUCACUGCCGUGAAGGAGGGAUUACUGUACGUCCAUUUCCCAAACACGACUACACACACUCAAACGCUUCAGGCUAAACGGAAAUAGUCAUUCAUGUUUAAAGUGUAAAUAUUGUUUUUUUUACAUUUGUAUGAAGAAUCAGUAAUACAACAGGAAGAACGGCCUCAGACGCUUUUCAUGGCAGAAGAGGCAAGAAAAAAGGCGGAAGGGCGGGAAAGCCUGCGGCAGACGGACGGCUGGUCACGCCACGUCUGUCUUGUCCCACGUGAAAGACACGGGGAAGUCCUUCAUCUCGCUCUGGAAGACCCGCUCAAAGAUGUCGUUCUGAGCCACAGUGAAGUGGUUCUUCCAGUCACCGAUGGUUCCUUCAGUUCGCACACACGAGAACAACAUGGAAUCUAUGCAGCUAUGGAUCUACACAUCUACACAGGAGAACAACAUGGAAUCUAUGCAGCUAUGGAUCUACUGUAUACAUGUACACAUCCAACACAGUGAAACGUUGCUAUCUAGUAAAGCAACCCAACUGGUAUACAGUUUAUAUUUCUAUUUCACCUCAGAUUGUUACUAUCAACUUCACUCUUGGCGCUCUUUCUUCUCAUUUUUUGCCGUUUUUUUUUUCUUGCAUUUUCCAAAAUAGUUCAACUUUCUUGUACUUUAUUCUGGUAAUAUUAUGACUUUUUAUGGCCAAAAAUGACAACUUUACUCAUGGUUUUGUUUCUUUCUCAUAUUACGACUUGUAAAAAAAACAAUAAAACGUAUUUUUUCUUGAAUAUUUCAGCUUUGUGCUACUAAAAUGAUGUUAUUUUUAAGAUUCAUUCUAGUAAAAUGUUUCCAUUUCCGCUGU
Dunckerocampus dactyliophorus (ringed pipefish) is the source of this 2937-nucleotide messenger RNA. RefSeq names its product RWD domain containing 1 (gene rwdd1). NCBI's taxonomy places the organism in Eukaryota, Metazoa, Chordata, Actinopteri, Syngnathiformes, Syngnathidae. Bases 202 to 924 code for a protein of 240 amino acids. Gene Ontology annotation, molecular function: protein binding. The record is from RefSeq and is a predicted model, not a curated record. Gene Ontology annotation, biological process: cytoplasmic translation. The transcript has 7 exons.